Messenger RNA from Trichosporon asahii var. asahii CBS 2479, 1869 nucleotides. Its product is annotated as phospholipase B. The transcript is spliced from 2 exons. NCBI's taxonomy places the organism in Eukaryota, Fungi, Basidiomycota, Tremellomycetes, Trichosporonales, Trichosporonaceae. Gene Ontology annotation, molecular function: A2-type glycerophospholipase activity. Gene Ontology annotation, biological process: glycerophospholipid catabolic process. The record is from RefSeq and is a predicted model, not a curated record. Gene Ontology annotation, cellular component: cytosol. Bases 1 to 1869 code for a protein of 622 amino acids.
AUGCUCGCCAGCCUGCUCGCCCUCCUCCCCCUCCUCGCGGGCACCGGGGCCACUCGCGCCUGGUCGCCCGAAGAGCUCGAGUUCCGCAACUCGCAGCUCAUGAUCGCCAAGGAGCAACUGCUUGCCGGUCCGAUCUCCCUCCUUGCCGACCACAACCAGUACGCCCCGUACAAGGUUGACUGCCCUGCCGAAGUGACCUGGAUUCGUAAUGCGACCGGCAUCUCGGAGGGCGAGAAGAAGUACCUCGAGGGCCGCGGCCCUCUCAUCGACGACGCCGUUAAGCGCAUGCUUGCAACGGUCAACAUGACCGCCCCCGCGCGCCGACCCGUCAUUGGUCUCGCUCUGUCUGGAGGUGGUUACCGCGCCAUGGUGAACACGCUUGGGUCUGCCGAGGCGCUCUUCGAUGGCUCGAACACGGACAUCAGCGGUUGGCUCGAUGCGACGAGCUACAUUGUCGGUCUGUCCGGUGGUUCGUGGGCUGUCGGCACUUUUGCGUCCAAUGGCGGUGAGCUGCCCAGCAAGCUCGCUGCCGAUGUGUGGAACCUCGAGAAGUCGUUCAUCGCCCCCGAGUCCAAUAACACGGAGUACUACGACAAGCUCUUCUCCGAGACGGCGGCCAAGCACAACGAGGGCUUCCCCGUUCAGCUGACUGAUGUGUAUGGUCUCGCCCUCGGGGAGCACACUCUCCCGGACAAGUGGCGUCUCGACACCAAGCCGAACAUCACGCUCUCGGCGCUGAUGCAGGAGGUUCCGGGAUAUGCCAACUACUCGCUCCCGCUUCCGAUCAUCAUCGCCGUCGGCCUGCCGGACCCGAAGGCCCCGGCGCAGAAGAACAGCACCGUGUGGGAGUUCAACCCCUUCGAGUUUGGCUCGUGGGACAGCUCCUUCACUCCGAUCGAGUACCUCGGCUCCCCCGUCGACGACGGCAAGAACAACGGCACGUGCUACAAGGGCUACGACCAGGUUUCGUUCAUCAUUGGUGUCAGCGGAACGCUGUUCAACGCUCUUCCGUUCAACGCCGCGACCCUUUUCCAGGGUACGCCCGAGCAGCUCUCGCUCUUCGACAACGACACGGUCAACGUUGCGUCUCUGCCGAACGCGUUCGACCCCGAGGUGGACGGCGGAGUCCUCACGCUCGUCGACGGAGGCGAGAACCAGCAGAACCUUCCCUUCGACCCGCUGCUCGCCAAGGACCGCGCCGUUGACGCCAUUAUCGCCCUUGACGCCUCGGGUGACAGGAACGGAUACCCUGACGGCUCGGCCAUCUACAACACGUACAAGGAUGCGCCGAACGGCACAUUCCCCACGAUCCCCUCAUCAGCGACAUUCGUCAACGAGGGCCUGAACACUCGCCCGGUCUUCUUCGGCUGUGACGAGGACACGCCCCUGGUUGUCUACGUCCCGCACUACCCAUGGGUUGCGCCCACCAACUCGUCCACCUUCAAGUUCUCCUACACCGACGCCGAGCUCAAGCCGCAGAUGCAGAGCACGCUCAUGAGCAUGUCGCUGAACGGCACGGUCGAUGCGUGGCCGACAUGUCUGGCUUGUGCGCUCGUAGACCGCGCCAAUGGCGCCGACAAGCGCACUGAGGAGUGCAAGCAGUGCUUCUCCACCUUCUGCUGGGACGGCAAGGAGAACGACACCGCGCCGGCAAACUACAUGCCCGCCGUGGGCCCGCCCGAAUUCGUCAAGAACGUCAAGCUCGACAUUGCCAAGCCUGACAUGAGCAAGGCGGUCAAGAAUGAGACUGCCGGUGGUAACGGCACGGCGGGCAAGGACGGCAAGGACGGCGCGAAGAACGGCGCUGGCUCGAUGCUGCCCAGCGUCGUUGGCGUGCUCGCCGGCGCGGCGUUGUACGCUCUCUUCUAA